GAUCCUUUGAUGGCUCCAAAUUCAGACAACGCCUUUACUUUGUUCUAUCUGAAGUUCAGAGCUGCUGCACCCAAAGUCAGGACACUUUUUGAACAAAUCGAGCAGCGAUCUGAGAAAAUGCCAGAAUACCGGCAACUAUUAAAUGAAAUCCACCACUGUUACCUUAAUCAGAGAGAACACUUGUUGGGGCCUAGUAUUACUAGCACUGUCACAGAAUUAACUAACCGAAACAACAGAGAUCAUUGUGCUCUGGUGCGAAGUGGCUGUGCCUUCAUGGUCCAUGUUUGCCAAGAUGAACAUCAGCUCUUUGACGAGUUCUUCGCAAAACCAACACCCAAAUUGGAUGAGCUGUUGGAAAAGCUGUGCGUGUCUUUAUAUGACGUCUUCAGGCCACUGAUCAUCCACGUCAUUCAUUUGGAAACUUUGUCUGAGCUCUGCGGGAUCCUUAAAAAUGAAAUGUUAGAAGACCACGUGCAAAACAAUGUGAAACACCUGGGCGCUUUUGCUGCUGGAGUGAAGCAGAUGUUGGAGGAUGUUCAAGAGCGUCUGGUUUACAGGACGCACAUCUACAUUCAGACGGAUAUUAUGGGCUAUAAGCCUGCCCCCGGGGACCUGGCCUAUCCUGCCAAGUUGGAGAUGAUGGAGCAAAUUGCCCAGAGCUUAAAAGAGGAAGAGAGGAAGUGGCCUGCAGAGGCUUCCUUGCCGGCUGCAAAGCAGGAAGAUCCAGACAGCUGCAGCGAGGUAAAACUUGAUACGCUGGAGCCUUGCAGUCCUAGAGCCCAUCACUCCGUGUCCCCUGCGGAUCUCCACGGGAUGUGGUACCCCACCGUCAGGAGGACCCUGGUCUGCCUCUCCAAGCUCUACAGGUGCAUUGAUGGAACCGUCUUCCAAGGGUUGUCUCAGGAGGCUCUGUCGGCCUGCGUUCAGUCCUUGUUGGUGGCUGCAGAUUCCAUUGCUAAAAGCAAGACUCAAAUCGACGGACAGCUUUUUCUAAUAAAGCACCUGCUGAUUCUUCGUGAGCAAAUUGCCCCCUUCCACACUGAAUUCACCAUUAAGGAAAUUUCGCUGGAUCUGAAGAGGACCAGAGAUGCUGCCUUUAAAAUCCUGAACCCCAUGACGGUCCCCCACUUCUUCAGACUAAAUAGCCACAAUGCCAUCAUCCAGUUCUUACUGGAGGGCACGCCGGAGAUAAGGGAGCAUUAUAUCGACUCGAAGAAGGACGUGGACCGGCACCUGAAGCUGGCUUGUGAGCAGUUCAUUCAGCAGCAGACGAAGCAGCUCGUUGAACCCCUGCAGGAAUUUCUGUCCAAGGUUUCAGCCUUGACUGCAGUGGCUUCUCAGAGGGGUCCCAAGUACAAUCUCUCGCAGCAGCCUUGGGCACAACCAGUGAAGAUAAAUGACUUGGUGUCAUCAACCUACAGGAGAAUAAAAACAAAGCUGCCAUCAACCUUACAGAGCAUGUCGCUUUAUUUGUCCAACAAGGACACCGAGUUCAUCCUCUUCAAGCCUGUCAGGAACAAUAUCCAGCAAGUGUUUCAAAAGCUGCACGCCGUCUUAAAAGAAGAAUUUAGUAAUGAAGAUCUCCAGAUUAUAGCUUGUCCAUCAAUGGAACAGGUCAACCUCCUUUUGUCAGUAACGAAGUAGAAACCUGGUAGCCAAACCGCACAACGCUGCUUCAUGCCAUCCAGAGUGGAACCACCUGCUUGCCCUUCGGAUGGCUUUUGCCUCUGUGCAUCCAACCUCUCAUCCCUCCAAGGAGGUGAAGAGCCACUGAGGCUGUUCUGCAAAUUCAGAAGCAUUCCUGAAGGUUCAUAAAAGGCGACUCUCUCUCUCCCUGGCAGCAGCUGCCCUGAGAGUAAUAUUGCCAGUAAUGAGCACUAUCACAUAGUCCAGUGUUUUUCAACCUUGGCAACCCCAGCAUUCGCUGGCUGGGGAAUUCUGGGAGUUGAAGUCCAGACAUCUUCAAGUUGCCAAGGUUGAAAAACACUGACAUAGUCCAUACAUGUCAACAAACCAUCAGACUUCGUAGGGUGUAAAAGUGGUCAUGGUGAAUUUACGGAAGAUGCCACAUCAUCAGAUGAUUGUAAAGGUAUAGCACUUAACGUAAUCUACUUUGAGACAUCGGUGGGUUUUUUCCGCUCCAAAAUCUUUAUAGUGACGAACGCUAACAUUGUUCUGUUUUUAUUCCUUGCAAAUAGAUUGCCUUGCCUUAAAAGUAUGUCUGCAGGUUAUGCAGAAAAUACAGUGCAGUGGUGAUAAAUUCCUGUUUAAUAGGUUAUGACUGAACUAAAAAUUAGUACGUGGAAAGAUUUGGAGAAUGGAGAAUGUCACU
Thamnophis sirtalis is the source of this 2332-nucleotide messenger RNA. The record is from RefSeq and is a predicted model, not a curated record. Lineage: Eukaryota; Metazoa; Chordata; Lepidosauria; Squamata; Natricidae.